UAUGGCGAAGGAGAAACGCUUGCCCCUCAAGUUGUUUUGGCUGCUUGGCUUGUCCCUGUCUUCCCCGCCAUAUUCGUCUGCGCUAGAUUCUACACGACCCGCCGCAUCCUGAACUCCAAGCCAAAGGAAGAUUGGUUUAUCCUCGUUGCAUUGAUAUUCUCCAUUCUCUUCUCGGUAUCUGUGACGAUACAAACAAAAUAUGGGCUUGGUAGGCAUUACGGUGACGUCCCAGACCCCAAACAUACCUACAAGAAGUAUCUGCUCGUUAGCGCUUUUGGAGUCACUAGCACGUAUCCAAUUGCCAACUUUUUCACCAAGCUUUCAAUCCUCUCCUUCUACCUACGCUUUACAACAAGCCGUUGUUUCACUUAUGCCGUCUAUUCCACCAUUGGUUUCGUCUUUGUCCUCAAUGUCAUCGGAGCAACAGGCGUCCUUUACUGGUGCAAACCGAUCAAGGUCUUUUGGACCCAUUGGAACAAAGAUCAAUGUAUGGACAUCAAUAUAUGGUAUGAAUCGCUACUGGGACCCAACGUUGUGGCCGACAUCAUUAUCUUGUUGAUGCCCAUAUGUAUCAUCAGGCCCUUGAGAUGUGAGUUCGCUCAAAAGGUAUCCUGGGUACAGGCGGCUUGUAAACAAUUCAGCGUGCUGGGAGUCAGUCUUUUCCGUUUCAUCUGUGGUCUUCUCGCCAUGGGAGACGGGGACUACACUUGGUGCUUGGUAAUCCACUAUAUCUGGGGGCGAGUAGCCCUUCUAAAACCUGUGGUGGACAUCAGCAACACGGAACUGAACGUCGCCAUCAUAUGCGCUUGCAUGCCCUGUCUAAAGCCGUUGCUCGUACGCCUCUUUCCCCGGACUCGCUGGCUGAGGGCAGUUCCUCGGCCAAGAGACCUGGACACUAUAUCAGAGUACGCUAUGACGGAUCGAGACACUUCAACCGAUGUAGCCGAAAGGCGGAUCGACUGGGCAUCGUUGCGGGCGAGCCACGGUAUGAAGAAUGAUACAGAAGUAGUGUCAACGGACAUGGAUCUGACGUCCACUGACGAACGAGAUUACGGUGUAGUUGACCCAGAAAGAGGAAGGAUAGAGGACCAGAUAUCAGGACAAGCACCAGGCAACAGCUCCGGUAACAACAUCUAG
Neurospora tetraspora is the source of this 1137-nucleotide messenger RNA. RefSeq lists its product as uncharacterized. The annotation marks the transcript as partial. Lineage: Eukaryota; Fungi; Ascomycota; Sordariomycetes; Sordariales; Sordariaceae. The record is from RefSeq and is a predicted model, not a curated record. The transcript has 7 exons.